Messenger RNA from Lactuca virosa, 3390 nucleotides. The record is from the annotation of a GenBank genome assembly. Lineage: Eukaryota; Viridiplantae; Streptophyta; Magnoliopsida; Asterales; Asteraceae.
GUAUGAACGAUCAACAACUAUGAUACCCACCCAGGAACCAAAUUUUGGCUUGUAGAGUUGGCAAUGUCGUCGUCUUCAUUUGGUUAUAUUCUCAUUCGCAAAAAAUACUGAGCUUUCCACUCCCAUAGCAGUUAAGCUGCUUCAAUCCACUCACCUACUCUAUCUCUCUUUCUCUCUCUACAAAAUCAUCCAUCAAUUUUCUAUCUCUACGAAAUCCUCCAUCGAUUUUCUCUCUCACACACUUUCACACUCAAACACACACCCUCUCCCAUCGCAUUUAUGGUUGCAGUUAUCGGAAUCUUACUGGUUGGGGCGGAGUUCUAAGGUCGGAUUUUGGAGAGAGAAAGUAAGCGAGACGGAAAUAAGAUGCCGUUGGUGAGGGUGGAGGUGAGAAAUGAGUACGGAUUGGGAAUGCCGGAGUUGUACACAGAAACCAAUAGAGAAGAUCCGAAGGCGGUGCUUGAUGGCGUCGCCGUUGCUGGCCUCGUCGGAAUCUUGCGUCAAUUAGGCGAUCUCGCAGAAUUUGCAGCAGAAGUUUUUCAUGGGUUACAAGAACAAGUGCUAAUUACAUCUUCUAGAAGCCAUAAAUUGGUGCAACGAAUACACAACAUUGAAGCUGCACUUCCUCCACUAGAGAAGGCUAUUUUGGCACAAAGGAGUCACUUGCAUUUUGCAUACACCGCUGGUUCUCACUGGCAUUCUCGACUCAAAACCGAACAAAACCAUUUCAUAUACAGUGACUUGCCGCGAUGCAUUAUGGACGCCUAUGAAGACUGUCGUGAUCCUCCACGUUUACACAAGCUUGACAAAUAUGACAUAGGUGGCCCGGGAUCUUGUUUCAGAAGAUACUCUGAUCCAACUUAUUUUAAAAGAACUUCAUCUGGCCCUUAUGAAGCACAUCUUCAAAAUGUCCCAAGAGAAAAGAAGGCUCGUAGAAAUAAGAAAAAGAAAACUUCAAGGUAUAGAGAUUUGACACAUGAAGCUCCAGUAAUUAUGCAUACAGAAAGUAUGGAUUUUGGCUUUUCAAACAUGGUAGAAAAAGCUUCUCCUUCUCCUUCUCAAGAUAUGUCCACAUUCAAUGUCCCACAAAAUUCCGGAAUUGACCCUGAAAUUGACCAUUUGGCUACUUUCGAAUCAAGAAACGAUUCAAAUUACAUCGAGUGUAUCUUUCGUCCUAGCUACUCAACACAAUCUGAAGACAACAACAAUCUUAAAGAACCCUCUUCUGAUUAUCAUCAUAAUUCUUUUCUUGAUUCAGCUUCCAUUGAUGACAACAAUGGAGGAGUUUCUGUUCUUCCAGAUGAAAAUAUCAACAAUACCUCAAGAUCACCUUACAUUACCUGGGAUGAAAAGUUAGAAAUCAUAGAUUCUACAGGGCGCCCAUCUGAAAAUAUUGAGGAGAAAGAAGAAGAUCAUAUUGAUUUUGGGUUUCAUGAUGAACCUAUUCCAACACCAAUUGUUUCCAAUCCCAGGGGUCAGCAUGAUGAGAUUGAAAGUGAAACGGAUUAUUACCUUGAUGCCCUUAACACCAUUGAAUCAGAAUCAGAAACCGAUUUAGAUUGUCAAACAAAACGAGAACUGAAGCAAUACACCAAUAAUACAAACAACAAAGAUGACAUGUCAACUAACUUCGAGUUUCAUGUUCCUGAACAUACUUCAUCUAGCAAAUCACCAGAAUCUCAUAUGGAAGAUCACAUUUACUCAAACAACGAGAAUUAUGAGCAGAAUUCAAUUUCCGUUACUACCCCUGAGAAGUUCGAAUCUGAAGAAGUUGAAACGCCUGCUGCAAAUCCGGCGACUGUUGAAUCUAAAGAAGUUGAAACCGUUCAAUUUCCGUUAACCACCAAUGAGUCGAUGUCACCGGAACAAUCGCCGGAAACUUCCGGUGGUCAAAAUCAAAGUCAAAGUCAAACUACUCUCAAUCAGCCGGUUAUGUUCUGGACCAAUGGCGGUUUGUUGGGACUCGAACCUUCAAAACCUCCAGAUUUUGGUUUGUCGACACGUAGUAUUGAAGAAACUAAAACCGAUGAGACACAGAAAAACACCAUUAAUGAAGAUACAGUGGUUAACAUUAACGCUUCGAAAUCUGAAGAUAACAUGAAUUCAUCUCGGAUAUUUGAAUUUAGCAAUCGAUUACUUGUUAAUGGUUUCAGAAGACAAAUUUCACUUGUUGGAAACGAAACACUUGCAAAUUCUGUGAAAACUGAUGUCCCUGAAAGACUUCACACAGUUACAGGAAUACCUUUCAGAGAACAAUUCGGGAAUGGAACUUCUUCUUUCAUCUCACCUUCUUCACCUCCUCUUGAACAUAUGAGAAUAUCUUUUCAACCAAUUGAUGGAUUCGAGACUUCUAAAUUGAAACUAAUGUUCCCUGAUGGGAGUAAUAAUAAUGAUAACAAUGAAAGUAACGGAUACGGGAACAUGUUUCCUUCGUUUCAAUUAGUCCCCGAGCCCGGAAUGUCGUUACGUGAUUCCGGUUCUGGUUCCGGUUCCGAUUCCGAUGACGACACGUUCUGUAGAUCGUCACCAUACGCAUCGGAUGACGACCGUAGUCAUGCCUCGGAAUCGAAUUCCGACCAGUGGGAUUCCGGGGAGUCUCCGGGAAUGAAGGGUGGUCGUGAGCUGGACGAUGCUUUUGGAAGGAUUUCGUCUGCGGAAUCGGCUUCGAGCUCUCUUGUGAAUGGAAUUAGAUUCCCCGAUAUUCCAAACUUUGAUUCUAUGAAUGGUGUUGUACAUAACCAGGUGAAGGAAUCAUGUAUUCCUAAGGAGCCGACACCACUUCCGCCACCUCUGCCGCCAAUGGAAUGGCGGGGUGUUAAGCAAGAUUCAAGUGGGAUGAUGGAGAAAGAAGAUGAUGGUCUCUCAGAAGCGUUGACUUAUGCAUUGAAUUUGACACCUCAGCACCCUCAACCACUUCCAAUAAAACCGGGUCAUUUUGUUGAAACGGUUGAUCUUAUGCCUAAGCCCACAAAUAUGCAUGUUGAGAAAGAGUAUAAUCGCGUUGGGAAAAUGGUUAAAGAAAAAGAAGAUUUUUUACAGCAGAUUAGAACAAAGUCACUCAAUCUAAGACGAACUUCAACAGCUCCGCCAACAAUUACACCAACUGCCCCUACCGGAAUUAAAGUCACUGCAAUUCUCGAGAAGGCAAAUGCGAUUAGACAGGCUGUAGGAAGUGAUGAGGGAGAAGAUGAUAACUGGAGUGAUACUUGAGUAUCAAGUCCAUAUGAUAUUAUGGUUGCAGCUGUUCAUAUGUAUUUUUUUUAUUCAAUUUAAUAAUAUGUUAAAUAUGAGUACAAUAACAUAGUUAUUAUGGUAAUAAUUAUUUAUUUUUGUAUAAUAAUGCGCUUUAGAAGGUUUUGUGUGUUGUUUGAAUAUAUUGAUUUUAUUUUU